Cricetulus griseus (Chinese hamster) is the source of this 1401-nucleotide messenger RNA. The record is from RefSeq and is a predicted model, not a curated record. NCBI's taxonomy places the organism in Eukaryota, Metazoa, Chordata, Mammalia, Rodentia, Cricetidae.
AUGACCAGGGGUGCUUGGAUGUGUCGGCAGUAUGACGACGGCUUAAAAAUCUGGUUGGCAGCACCCCGGGAGAACGAGAAACCGUUCAUCGAUUCAGAGCGGGCUCAGAAAUGGCGACUGUCUCUGGCUUCUCUCUUGUUUUUCACAGUCCUGCUCUCUGAUCACUUGUGGUUCUGCGCCGAGGCCAAGCUGACCCGGACCCGGGACAAAGAGCAUCACCAACAGCAGCAGCAACAGCAGCAGCAGCAGCAACAGCAACAGCAGCAGCAGCAGCAGCGACAGCAGCAGCGGCAGCGGCAGCAGCAGAGGCAGCGACAGCAGGAGCCCUCCUGGCCCGCGCUCCUGGCCAGCAUGGGGGAGUCCUCGCCCGCCGCCCAGGCACACAGACUCCUCUCCGCCUCCUCGUCCCCCACCCUGCCCCCCUCCCCGGGAGGCGGCGGCGGCGGCGGCAGCAAGGGCAACCGAGGCAAGAACAACCGGAGCAGGGCUCUUUUUCUAGGAAACUCUGCCAAGCCGGUGUGGCGCCUGGAGACUUGUUACCCUCAGGGCGCCUCCUCCGGCCAGUGCUUCACCGUGGAGAGCGCGGACUCGGUGUGCACCAGGAACUGGAGUCGGGGGGCGGCCGCGGGGGAGGAGCAGUCGUCCAGGGGCUCUCGGCCGACUCCGUUGUGGAACUUGUCGGAUUUUUACCUUUCGUUUUGUAAUUCCUACACACUUUGGGAGUUGUUUUCUGGGCUGUCCAGUCCCAGCACUUUGAACUGCAGUUUGGACGUGGUGCUCACGGAGGGUGGUGAGAUGACCACGUGUAGACAGUGCGUCGAAGCUUACCAAGACUACGACCACCACGCUCAGGAGAAGUACGAAGAGUUUGAAAGUGUGCUGCAUAAGUACCUACAGUCAGAUGAGUACUCCGUGAAGUCGUGCCCUGAGGACUGUAAGAUUGUCUACAAAGCCUGGCUCUGCUCCCAGUACUUUGAAGUCACACAGUUUAACUGCAGAAAGACGAUUCCAUGCAAGCAAUAUUGUUUGGAGGUGCAGACCAGGUGUCCGUUCAUAUUGCCCGACAAUGACGAAGUCAUCUACGGAGGCCUCUCCAGCUUCAUCUGCACAGGGCUCUACGAAACCUUCCUAACCAAUGAUGAACCCGAAUGCUGUGACAUCAGGAGCGAGGAGCAAUCUGCACCCCGACCCAAAGGGACCUUGGACAGAAAAGACUCCUGCCCCAGGACGUCGCUCACAGUGUCCUCGGCCACGAGACUGUGCCCCGCCCGGCUGAAGCUGUGUGUACUGGUCCUCAUCCUUCUUCACACAGUGCUCACCGCCUCCGCGGCACAGAACUCCACCGGGCUGGGCCUGGGCGGCCUCCCCACGCUUGAGGACAACUCCACUCGGGAGGACUGA